UCGACCUUGUGUUCUCGAUUAGGCAGGUUUGCUUUAAAUCGUAGACUCCACUAAUCAAAGAAGAGGAAUUAUUAUUCACUUGCGAUUGCUCUCUGUGACUGCACGAAACAACUUGACCACUUUAAGUCCAUUGUCGUUCAACAAGAAAAUUGACUCUCUUUUUAAAAUUAAUAUAUACGCAGUGUCGCCAUCGCGUUGAACGUACUGCAAUGACCCAGGUCAUUUCUAACUCCAGGUUAUUCUUAACUUGAAAAUGGGCGCACUUCGCAGUUCGUCCUCCUCGGACUUAAGGGACACUCGCAUUUUUUUCCGCUCCCUACUCUUCUCGUUCAUUUUUUCAUUUUUUUUUCUUUUCAAUCUUCAGUUUUACUAAAUUAGUUCUUUCAUUAAACUUAGUGAAUUGCCAUGUUUCAUCGAAUUUUAACGAAUUAUUUUCCCCUUAAUUUUUUUGAAUUUUAGCCGAUUUUUCGAACUUUUAUUUUUCUAUCUAACUAAAUAUGGUAUUUUUCUAAUUUAAAAAAUUAACAGAGAAAUCUACGAUCAUCUUUUCGAAAUAUCUUCUGAAUAGAAAAAAAUUUUUGUGAAUAAAAAAGGAAAAAUGGCUUCAGACAUGAAAUCAGAUUCAAUAAUGUCAGUGGAGCAAAUGAGUGUAUCGAUACAAACGUUUGGAACUGCUGACUAUACGAUAUUUACAAUAAUGCUCCUCGCUUGCGGUGCAAUUGGUAUUUAUUUUGGUUUCGUGAAAAAAUCAAUUGGUGAAGAUGAAUAUUUGGUCGGUGGUAGAAAUAUGAAAACAUUACCAGUGAGUCUUAGUUUAAUUGCAAGUUUCUUCUCGGGAAUUUCACUACUUGGAAUGCCAACGGAAAUUUAUAUCCACGGAACUGGAUAUUUGUGUAUAGGCUUUGGUGUAAUUAUUGUUGGAUUCGUGAUGUCAAAUGUUUACUUACCAGUAUUUCAUGAUCUUAAACUUACUAGCACCUAUGAAUAUUUGGAGAGACGCUUCGAUAAGAAAAUGCGAAUUUUGGGAUCUGUUCUUUUCACAAUUGGAAUCAUAACGUGGCUUCCAAUUGUCAUUUACGUUCCAGCUUUGGCUUUCAAUCAAGUUACUGGAAUCAAUAUUCAUAUAAUUACCCCUUUUGUUUGCAUUGUCUGUAUUUUUUACACAUGUGUGGGUGGAAUUCGUGCAGUAGUUUGGACAGAUUUCGUUCAGACGUUUAUAAUGUUUGGAGCAAUGUUAUUAAUUGUUGUUAAGGGCACAGCUGAUCUCGGUGGACUUUCAGUGGUGAUAAUGAGAAAUCUCGAAUCCGGCAGAAUUGAAAUACCAUCAACUGAUUUUAAUCCAUUCACGAGGCAUACAAUUUGGGCUUUAGUAAUCGGUGGAUUUAUUCAUUGGCUACAAAUUUCGGCUGUUAAUCAAAAUAUGAUUCAACGUUAUUUGGCACUUCCGACACUUCGAUCUGCAAGAAGAGCCUUGUGGUGUUUUAUUAUUGGAGCGUUGUGUUUGAUUGGCAUUUGUGGCUAUGCUGGAAUGCUUGUAUACGCCUGGUAUCAUGAGUGUGAUCCACUGACUACCAAGCUGGCCAAAGCUAAAGAUCAACUUCUCCCUCUUCUCGUCAUGAAUAUUUUAGGCGAAUUUCCAGGAUUUCCGGGACUUUUUGUUGCUGGCGUUUUUAGUGCUGCUUUAAGUUCUCUAUCAACUGGUCUUAAUUCAAUGGCUGCUGUUAUCCUCGAAGAUUUUGUAAAACCUUAUCGUAAGACUCCAUUUACGCCAAGGGGUGCUGAUAUUUUAAUGAAAUUAACAGUUAUUACUAUGGGAAUUCUCUGUGUUGGUUUGGUUUUUGUUGUCGAAAAAUCGGGAACUCAUGUUUUGCAGUUAUCGACAAGUUUGAGUGCAAUCACCAGUGGCCCUUCUCUGGGAAUAUUCAGUAUGGGAAUUUUAAUACCAUGGAUUAACGCAAAGGGCGCUUUAAUUGGCGGAGUUUCUGGUUUAGGAUUUAUGGGAUGGAUCUGUUUAUCCGCGCAAGCAGAGAUCGCCAAUGGAAACAUAAUAUUUGAUGAGAAACCAGUUAGCACGGAAGGAUGCACUUAUACGUUUCAAGAGUCGAAGAAUCUUUUAUUAUUGGUGCCACCGGAAAUAAUAAUGGACUCAGAACCUUGGGCUAUUUAUCGUUUGAGUUAUCUUUGGUACACCGUAUUGGGCGCAAUGGUUACAAUGAGCGUUGGUCUCGGAAUUAGUUUAAUUUCAUCUGAAGAUAUUACUAAAUUAGAUCCCAUGUUAUUGGCACCGUUUAUUCGACGAUAUGUCAAGAAAGAUAAACAGAAUCUUGACGAUGUUAAGGUCGCAAAAUCAAAUUUGAAAGUCAACAGUGCUUUUGAGAUUUCCGGCGAAAGUAAAAAAAUUCCAAGUACGUGAAAAAUAAUCACUAAAUAUUAAUAAAGUGAUACUGAGUAAAUUAAAAAUUAUUUAAGUCAGCCGCCAUUUAUACAAUUACUCAUUAUUUUUUACGAAACUGUGAUAAACUGAAUCAAUAAUUAUAGUAAUCUACAAAGUAAGAUUUAUUAAAAAUAGACUAAGAUCUAUAAUAAAUAUUGAGAAAAAAAAAUUAUUUCAAGUAUAAAAAAUUGUUUUAAAAAAUUAUUUUCGCUUCAUUUUGGAGUGUUUUUGCAAGAAAUAAUUACUAAUUUUUUAAGAAAUAAUUUCACAUUUAUUUUGUUUAACAUUCAACAACAAAAUUGUCAUUUUCGACGUGUUCUGUUCUUAUUUUAGUUUUUAACAAUAACAGUACUUUUGCAGUACAAAAGGACAUGUUACGUUUUACACAAAUAAAUAAAUAUCAAUGUAGGUAUUUAUUUUUUUUUAAUGGAAAUUUUUUGAUUUAUAAAAAUUAAUAAUAUUACAUACCUAUAUUCAAUAACAUUUAUUUAUAUAUUUUAUUUAUUUAUCAUUUUUCUCUCAUUUAUAACAAUAAGUCAAGUUCUUAAAUUUAAUUUUAUUUCUAACAUAUUCGGUUAUUAAGGCCAUACCGUGUAAAAAUAAUCAAAAAUAGUCGCUCGUAGACAAAUCAAUUGUUCAGUAAAAUUAUUCAAAAUUUCUCACGUAAAUUACAGUGGAGUUUUUCUUUUUACAUUUCAAAGAGAAAUAUUAAUUUAUUAAUAUUAAAGAACAAUGCAAUUUACGUCAAGAAACUUUGAAGUUUACGCGUGGACAUUGAUGAAAAUAAUCUAAAAUAAAACCGAUAUAUCAUACGCACAAUAAAAUAUAAAUCCUGAGAUAUAACUUCAUCAACUCUUUAUCAUUAUUUAAGAAUAAAUUUUCAAAUUUAUAUUUUGAAGAAACAAAUUUUAUUCAAAAAACGAAAUUACUGAUAUAAACAUUAAUUUCGUAUUACUCUAUUAAUUAG
This is a messenger RNA of Leptopilina heterotoma, 3401 nucleotides long. RefSeq names its product sodium-coupled monocarboxylate transporter 1-like. Gene Ontology annotation, cellular component: membrane. Gene Ontology annotation, biological process: sodium ion transport; transmembrane transport. NCBI's taxonomy places the organism in Eukaryota, Metazoa, Arthropoda, Insecta, Hymenoptera, Figitidae. Gene Ontology annotation, molecular function: symporter activity. The coding region runs from base 599 to 2413 and encodes 604 amino acids. The record is from RefSeq and is a predicted model, not a curated record. The transcript has 14 exons.